CACGCUGCGCGAAUACUCUUUGAUGAGCUGCAAGAGGGCGAUGAUGUUUCAAACGCUGGGCUACGCUCGACCGGCCUGUCCGAAAUGGGAGGUGGCUUGCAUAUCGGCGGAGAAUGAGAGUGGUGCAAAGGGGAGUGGUCGGUGGGUACGCAUCAGUUCCUGAGUGCUAGCGACACCAUCUUUCCAGAAAGGUGCUCAGGGACGAAGGUCAUCAUCGAUAGCUUUCAGCAACUCCCUGGUGUGGUGACCAAUGAUUCCGCCUUGGAGGCAGAGCUGAAGACGAUCUCAUGGAUGUGAUGGGCACUUGCUCCUGGCGGCGGACCCGACAUCCCCCGCCAUCUAUUGUCGACUGGGUCUCGCGAGAGCACAACCCAGUAAGGGGGUGCUGAGGAUAUACGUAUGCUGCACCCAAUGACACACCCCAACAAGUGGAAACCUUCCAGGAUCGAAUGUGGCUCUCUCACAUGCUGGAGUAUAUAGCUCAGCGCACAAAUGGCGCGCGUUCCCCGCCUCUCAGUUUUCAUCAUCAGGACAGUAGGAGCGGGUUCAGUGACACCCUUUGACUUUUCCAGGGUGCACUGUCAAGAUGCUUGGUCUGUUGCGGCAACCGUUCGGACAGGAUUCUUCGGCUAUCAAGGCCGAGAAACAAUCUAAUAUGACUUCCUCUUCCUUUCGACACGUCAGUAGCUCGUCGACAAAAGCCUUCGAGUAUACAUCAACCUCUUCUAUUUCCAACGGCGUCAACGGCACCAACGGCGUCAAUGGAGGCACAUAUUCGGCACUGGCUCCUCCAGAUAUCCCGGACAUCACAGUCCGGUCAGCUAAGCCAAUGCCCUCCGUUUUCAUGCAGCGACCACGAGCCAGCACGGAUCGCACGUCGUCCUUCGGCGGCCUGGAGCAAGUCAAGGAGCAGCUAGCCACUUCCCGCAACCACGCCUACCGUGUCCUUGGCUCUAACUUCAGCGACUACGCAUUUGACACUUCCAUUACUGGACUUCUUGAAUGGAUACGGGACGAAAGAUUGAUCAGACUCCCCCACAAAGGCGGUUCUUGGGAUCGUGUGCUAAUCGCUGCACAACACUUCGCGGAACAAGUCCACAGAUUUAAUAUCGCAAUUUCGACCUUUGAGUCCGACAUCAACGCAGCUACGAAUCUGGUUUUUGGCCAGUGUCUUCUUCUGUUGGAGCUUGGAAGCGACAAUGCUCCAGCACUGGAGACGGUCUUCAACCUCUUCUACCAGUUCGGCCUCGAAUUGUCGCCGCUUUUGAAACGCGUCGACAUCAUUACCUCGUCCAGACUCAUUUCCGAUAAUCUCUCCAAAGCCUUCUCCGAGCUCUUGUCUAUCGUGACCGGGGUGGCCAUCACGUUCUGGCAGAUCGUCCAUGGAAACAACUCGUCGACCAAUCUCGACAUCUUUUCAACCUUUAGCACGUCUAUUGAGAGUUUCCGCUCUCGAGUUUCCCAAUGCUCUCAGGACAUGUGGAACUACAGCCUGACCGCGAGUGGCUUGAAAGAAACCCAUAUCCUGGAAGCCCUGCAGGCGUGGCUGGCUCCGCAAGAUACCGUUCUGGCGUUCUUGGCCAGUAACAACAUUAACAUCGCCAGCAGACCAGAGCAAUUCACCUGCACAUGGUUCCAAUCCCACUUGACAAACUUCAUGCGCAGCGGGGAAAGCUCGCUUGUUGUCGAGGGUAAGACGGGCACAGGCAAGACGACCCUGGCGAACUGGACGGUCGAUCGACUUCAACGACCUAUUGGCCGUAAGCUUGUUUUCCCUCUAAGCUUCUUCUUCAACAGCAACAUUCCUGCUCAGGCGAAUUCCUUCGCGCUGUUGAAAACUCUCUUGUGGCAGAUUUUGUCUCAGAGGAUUGGAGAUAUCCACCUGUACAAAGCCUUGACCGAAGCGUACCACGAGUUCAAGGACUCCAACGCGUUGCACAAGAAUGAGGAGAUCCUAUGGGCCGUCCUCGAAAAAGUGCUGUCGGCCAUUGAUGAGGAUGAGACAAACACCCUUGUCCUCGUUGUUGACGGUCUUGAUGAAAUUACUGGGCAGAGACACCAUGCCCAUGCGAUAGCCAACAGGCUCCAUGACUUGGCUGUCAAGAUACCUGGUCUGCGAUUGAUCCGCUUCUCACAGCCGCUUGAAACCACCCACUCGAAAUCGGAAUAUGUCAAACUCACGACAGAAACUAUGAUUGAUGACAUUCGUACGAUUGUACGCCGAGAACUUGGUGAUUUCAAAUCGUUUGCCGCCAUUGAAGAUGGCGCUCAGGAAUCUGCCAUUGACAAGCUGGCGGCCGCCGCUGAUGGCUCAAUUCUGUGGGCAUGGCUCGCUACACAAUACAUCAGACACCAGAAAGUCCACUCUACGUUUGACGAAGCUCUGCAAGCCCUCGUCAACAGUCCGAAGACUGUGCCGGAUCUAGUGGAAAGACUAAUGUCAAUUCUUCGGAUCGACCCACGAGCGAAAAGCUUGCUUUCCGUUACUUUAGCUGCAGAGAGGCCGCUCCUGCUCUCAGAACUCGAACUCUUACUCCAGGCCCAGCCAAGCCGUCUCGAGAUGGACGAGAAGAGCGUCGACCUACGCGACCUGACGGCAUCUGUGGCCCCCUUCACUAUCAGAGGCGAAGGCAUGUUAACCAUCAGGCACGCGGCAAUCAAAACAGCCUUGAUUGCAGUCGCUGAAAAGUCGAAGGACUAUUCGCUGCUCAAGGAUCGACACAGAGAUAUGCUGACUCGCAUUCUGAUCCAUGCAAAGACCUCUCUUAGAGAGGAUCAGGAGCCGACGCUGGACUAUUUGGACUUCAGCAGGAUUCACCGUCCUUCUCACUCACGCCAAUUGCUGGAGUAUACCGUGCGAUACUGGAUUGUCCAUUUCAAGCAAUCUUCGCUGCUGAAGCGUGGCGGAGAUUUGGAGGUUCCUAAAGAUUUUGCCAACAUCUUCCCUUCGACUGUGACUUUGGCACUCCUUGAGGAGGCUUGCUGGCGCGCACAGACAUCACCAAGUGAGGCGACCGAGCUCCACGCGCUUGCCUAUCGUGUUCGCGUGAACCUGUUUGGGCAAGACCACGCCUGCGUGCUACAGGCGGCCAUUGUUGUUGCAAAAAUCUAUGAGACAACCCUAUUUCGACUCCACGAUGCGGCGUCCUGGUACAUGACAUCGAUCAAAGUUGCCGCAAAGAUACUGGGCUCACAUCACGACCUCGUUGUCCAACUCUGUCUCUGCUUGUUGCGAGUGACAGAAAGCUUGGUGACAAAAAGCCGGAGUCAGAUCACAACUUAUCGUGAAGAAACUCUGCGAAUCCUCGUCUCCGCCUACACCUACCGCUAUGGUGCGAGCUCAAGGGAGGUGUCUGCAUGUUACAGACAGCUGAGCGAGCUUUAUAUCUUUAUCGGCGAGACUGAGAAGACCGAAGAAUUCAAGCAGAAAACGGGCUCGACUGCCAUCGAUGAUCAGACCGUCCAAGAGAAUGGCGAGAAGGUAUCUCGCAGUCUGGAUGUCACCCUGCGCAAGCGUAAGGAGAAGGAGCUCAUUGACACCUUUGAGGGAUCCUUGUUUGCUGGCUACCAAGAAGAAACCGCAGAGUCCCUCACCCUCGCGUUGGUCGAAGGCAUAUUUGCCCGUGCCACCGAGUUGAUCAAACGCGAGGACUAUGAAAAGGCUGAAGAACUAUACAUUGAACUCUGGUGGAAACUGACAGAGCACUGCGCCAGUGUCAGGACCUUGGAGUGGCACCAGAAGAAGCUAGAGUUGAUGCUGGCCUAUGCUCGCUUCUUGCACUCCCGCAACCGCGUCGACGAAGCAUCCUCUGUCCUUCUCUUCGCCUGGAAAGAGUUUGAGCACAGCGAAUUCUCAAUGUACGAGUCUAUCGUCCGACUCCUGAAAGAGAUCGCUGUGAUUAUGAAGGUAGUCAAGCUCAACACCGUGGCCUUGUCCGUUUAUCAGAAAUGCUUCUCCUACUACAAGAACGUCAGCGAAACCACCUUCAUUUCAGAAAUCGAAGAGCAAAUCACUGCCACGUCCAUGGAGAUUAUCAAAUCUUCAACCACGACAGUCAGUGAAUCCACUGAAGUUACUAUACGUGAGGUUUUCGAACAUACCAUCACAACCACUUCAGAGGUCACCCACUCCACCUUCGAAUUGUCCAAAUCACUGACGGCGAUUUACAUCGAACAAAGCCGGUAUGCGCAAGCCAUAACAGUCCUUGAAAGCACAAUGAAAAAAGGCUGGGCGGGACUAUUCAAUGACGCUCUGGAGAGCAUAACUCUCCCCGCCAAAUUCUCCACUGAGAGUGUCAUGCUUGCUGUGCGCUUGGCGGAAUGCUACGAACAACACCAGGUCCUGGAUCAGAGCGAGCAGAUUUACCUGAGGCUCUACCGCGCUCAUCACAAGACACACAGCAUUGACAAUCUCGCCGUGGCCAAGUACUCUGAUAUGUAUAUUGCGUUCCUGCAGCGCCACGGCCUGCACGACCGCAUCAUCAGCUUCUAUCAGGAAUUGUUGAUCGACUACCGCAACUUCUACGGCAAGAGCGACAAGAAGACAAUCACUCUGCUCUAUAACCUUGCAGACACUUGUCGAACCCACCAUCUCGUGCAUAGGUACUGGGUGGAGUACUACCUUGAAAUCGUCAAUGCUGUCAACAAAGGUGAAUUGAUCAGCCAAAAAGAUGCACUCCGUGCUCUCAUAAUUGUUGCGGAGCAUUACUAUGAGAGCCGGCGAUUUACAGAAGCGUUGAUCCAUUUCAAGUCCAUCGCGGCGACAUUCAUCAAGUUUGGCACUCAGUACGAACAUUUCGCCGAUGCCGCGGUAGUCCAGCGCCUGCUGGAGAAGUAUUACACCUCCAUGGAAGAGACCAAGCUGGAUGUCGACCAACACGUCAAGAUCUUGAGAGAGGUUCGUGAAGCUUGCUUCAAGUAUUACGGAGAAAAGUCUGUGAUCUCGAUUAUCACCACAAGCGCAUUGGCUGAGGCGUGUUCAAAGAGUCAAGAGUAUUGGUUUGAAUCCAUCCGUUACUUUGAAACCGUGUCGCAGCAUUCCGAAGUGGUGUCCGUCCAGACAAUCGAGCGAUCCAAGAGUAUGAUCAAGGAGCUUUACAUCAAGCAAAUUACGUCUACGAAGUCCACGACAUUGAGCAAAGAGACCGUGGAGAAGGCCGAGUUGCUCUUGUUCGAAAAGUACAUAUCAAGCCGCAGAGCGCAUGAAUACACGCAGACGAAGACGCUCAAGCAACUCCAACAACUGAUUGCCAUCUACCACAAGCAACAGAAGACUGAUCUCAUCAUCAAGGAACUCCGGUCCCUGAUCUUGGACAUCGUCCUAAACGUCCGCACAACGGAAGAACUGGUGUAUGUGGCUGAUUUCCUCGCCACGAUCUUCAUCAGCUACGACCUCCGCCGUCAUGCCCUGGAGAUCGUCCGAGAUCUCAAACUCCAGGCCAUUUAUCGGUCAGCGCCAAAGACCUCCGCGUUUCACGGUGCGACAAUCGGGCGAGCUUGCUUCGCUUUCAUUGCUGCUUUUGAGUAUCACGUCCGCAGUGAUCAUACCCUCAGUAUUGCUCACAAUAUCGCUGAGCUGGUGGCCGAGCACUUGUUCUACGAGCGUUUCGUCAGGUCUAUCAAGGCCAAAGCCAAGCUGCAGGCGGUCUUCGUCCAUGCGGCUCGUCUGCGUCAUAUUCUGGUCCGAAACAAACGCUUUGAAGACUUCACUAUCAUCGAAACGCAGCUGAUUGAUUUCUUCGCUGCCACGGAAGUCUCGGUCUCCAAGGCCGUCUCGCGAGCGGCCCUGAAAGCAUUCGUCAAUGUCAUUACCAAAUACGCCGCUGAGCAUCCAAAUGUCCACUUCAAGAGUUUCGUCGUCGCCGCCAGCUACGCCGCAGUUGACCAACUCCGCCUCUUGUUGAAGCAGAACAAGGAUCAAGAAGCCCUUGACCUUGCCACCUGCACAUUCAAAUUCCUCAUGGCGCACGAAGGCCUUGAUGACCCUACUGAGAUCCGCCUUGGGUUCCAGCUAUGCCUUAUGACAGCCGGAAGGGGCGAAUUCGCGCACAAGAGUAGCAGCCCCAAGGUGCAGAGUGAGAUGCUCGCGCUCUCCCAGCAGAUCCUGGCCGAGGUUUUCGACAUCUGCAAGAACAACAACAUCAACAUCGCCCGAGCGCAGCUCUCCGAACUCAACGAACUCAUCAGCUUGAUUGGCGAACACAAGGACUAUUCCCGUCUCUCUUGGCUUCUCAACACGCUUUGGACAUCCCGUGAGGGCCAGAGUUCCUGGCCACAGGAUACCAUCCUCGACCUGGGCUUCCGCCUUGUUCAAGCGGAAUUUAGUGCCGGCAACUAUAAGCCUGCCCUGCGCCUGUGCGAGGACAUUGUCUAUAACAUCAAGCGUGUGCAUGGCUCGAGGAACCCACGACUAUACUCGUGCUGGAAUCUGCUGGCGGAGCUCUACACCGGCUACGCAAACCACCUACUGGCCGAAGCCGCGAAGCAGGAACCGGCCACCAAGAAGGCGUCGGAGCAGAGCGCUCUCCUGUACCUCAGGAAAGCUGCGGAUGUUCACCUCACAGCGCUCAAGCAAUUGGUUGAUGCUGAUGCGGCCGACACGGGCGACGAUGAUGACUACGAGCUCGACAUCGGCAUCAGCUUGAAGAAGUCCGCCACGACCAACGGGACGAGCUCACAGAGCAAAGUCAACGGCGACCACAAGCAUGUGCGCGCCUUCCAGAAUCGCGAGGAGGAGCUCGAGAUCGUGCGCAGACACCUCAGACUGCUCAAGCUGGCGCUCCAGCGGGCCGGCGGCUUCUUCAAGUCGGCCAAGGAGUACGAGGCGCUUACGCAGAAGGUCAGCGCCCACUACGGCGAAGACCUGAAACUCAAGGACCUCGAGUGGAACGCCGCGAAGUGGAAGGUCGAGGGACUAGCGCUAGGCCAAGCGGAGGCGCAGAAGCAGGAUGGCGUGUUCCGUUUGCCUGCACACUGGGAGAUCCACGUGGCUUGAAGAGUGGAUUGAUAAGGUCGGUGAGGGAGAAGAGCUCGAUGGAGGGGUGGUCUACAGAUUGAAAGAGAGUCACGGCCGAGAACGGUCGACCACAACAAUAGCUACAAGGCCGACGACGACGACGACGCCAAAGCAACAAAAAGCAAUCCUUGUUCUAUCUAGUUGAGUUGGUUUCCAAAACAGGUGAACUAAUAAUGUGAUCUUAUGUUUGCUCCCUC
Messenger RNA from Cladophialophora immunda, 7212 nucleotides. RefSeq lists its product as uncharacterized. Gene Ontology annotation, molecular function: protein binding. NCBI's taxonomy places the organism in Eukaryota, Fungi, Ascomycota, Eurotiomycetes, Chaetothyriales, Herpotrichiellaceae. The record is from RefSeq and is a predicted model, not a curated record. The transcript is spliced from 7 exons. Bases 587 to 6994 code for a protein of 2135 amino acids.